Molecule: messenger RNA, 330 nt
Organism: Sphaeroforma arctica JP610
Lineage: Eukaryota; Ichthyosporea; Ichthyophonida
Exons: 4
Coding region: 1-330 (109 amino acids)
Source: RefSeq, a predicted model, not a curated record
AUGCACUCGCGCGGGUUUCUUUACUGCGCCAUCGGCCGCCUCAGUACAAAGGAGGUCAUGCUCUCCGCCACCAUUCUAUCCUCGAUGUCAAACUAUGGCAGUAAUAUCACCGUAAUCACAGACAACCGAGGAAUCGAUACUAUCGUAGAAGCCGGCCAGCAACAUCUGUUCCACAGAAUGCUGAAUGUCGAUGAAUACGUUUCGGAGGUCGACGAGGUAACACCUGGGACUGGAUCGCGAAUCGCAAAGAUCAACGGAAUCAUCAACACUCCUUACGACGAAACGCUGUUCUUGGACGUAGAUACCGAGGUAUGCUACAUGUUUCCAUAG